Molecule: messenger RNA, 3378 nt
Organism: Cyclopterus lumpus (lumpfish)
Lineage: Eukaryota; Metazoa; Chordata; Actinopteri; Perciformes; Cyclopteridae
Gene: lca5
Product: lebercilin LCA5
Exons: 10
Coding region: 813-3230 (805 amino acids)
Biological process (GO): intraciliary transport
Cellular component (GO): axoneme
Source: RefSeq, a predicted model, not a curated record
GUACGGCGUCAGCGGUAGGACUGGAGCAGCCCUUAUAAGCGUGCCUGGACCCAAAAACAAAACAUCGUAUUUGAACGCUUCUGACUAUAUCAGGACUAGCUACUCCUUGCUAUUUUACUGUGGAUAAUAACAGGUUUUACAAAGAUAGUCAUGACUGUUUCCAAAAGAAGGCGAACGUCUACGCCUUCUUUUAUCUAACGCUAGCUAAGUUAGCUUAACUUCAUGCUAGCUUGCUAGUAGUUUAGCCGCUAAGUCGCGAACGUUAACCGACCGAGUUAAGUUAAUUGCGACAAAACUUAAACCAGACAAAGUCAGGAGGACUUCAACUGCUGAACACGCACAACGGACAGGCUGGUGCCAGCAGACGCCGAGCAGUAACGUAAAAACACAUCCCACCUGUUGAGGGUAGCUAGUUUUAGUUUGCUGUGCUAGCAUAAUACCCUCUACAACCACUUAUGGACUAUCUUUAACUGAUGCCAUUGCUCUGAAACGCUGUUUGAAGCCUCAUAUACUCUUCUCUUUGUAUUAUUCUCUCUAUGAAUAUAGUCAGAGCCCACGGAGAUGUAUGGCAUGGCCUCAGAUAACUCAUUGUAGCUUUUAAGUGGCACAGGCACGACAAUGCAACUGUCAACAGCAGACGGCCUACUUUAAUCCAAUCUGUCCGUGUCACGGAGAGGAGAGGGAGAGCUCGUGGUAUCGCCAUAACAUACGCGCAAUAAAGCAGAAGAUGUGAAUGAUGUCAACAGAGAUGAUGGGGAUGAUGUAACGUUAACCUAUGCGUUCGACGCAGCGUUUCUCCUCAAAGUGCCAACAUGGAAUCUGAAAACCUAACUGAUCCAUAUGAAGACAACCGGCAUGUUGAUCAAAGUCGGCAGUCACUCCGGAGUACAAAGAACGAUUCCCAAACGUCAUCCUUCCAAAAACAUGAAAAGAUCUUCCGGGACAAGAACCAGGGCGAGAGUGAAAAAGACAUCUGUGUUGAGAGUAGAUCGAAAACCAGAACCUGGCGUUCAGAUCCACAUCGGGACCAGGUAUCAGAUGAAGAGGGCCGAAGAAGUACUGGGUCGUUGUACUCGGAGGACUAUGACAAUGGGUCUCAUUCAGGCCGCUCGAUCUCACCAUACUCCCGGUCCCGGACUCCAUCCCUUACCCGAGGGGUAAGGAAUGGAGUCCCUCAAAGAGGGGUACGGGCAAAAAGGAUUUCCAACAGCCCCUUCUACAAGACAGGAGGUGUGGGCCGGCGGGGCGUGUCACGUCCACAGCGUCCAGGUGGCCAGCCACUGACCCAGCAGCAUCGCAGGGGAGUGCGUUCACGAAGCAAAGAGUCCACACCCCCUAAAGACCUGGACCUGGUGACCAAGAGGAUGCUUUCAGCCCGCCUGCUAAAGAUCAACGAAUUGCGUAACUCACUUGCUGAGCUGCAACAGCGCACGGAUGAGCUGCAGAAGGAAAAUCGAGUUCUCAGACAGCUUCAGGUGCGUCAAGAGAAAGCCCUGCAUCGCUAUGACGAUACGGAAAGCGAGAUAUCCCAGCUCCUGUCGCGCCACACCAACGAGACCCACGUGCUGCGUGAGCGGCUUAGGCGUACUCAGGAGCGGGAGCGGGCAGCCGAGCGCCGGAUGAAGGACGGCGAGGAGCAGAUGCAGAGGAGCCAGGCGACUAUCGCGCGGCUGAAGAAGCUGGUCGACCAGCGAGAUUUAGGAGCCAGAGAUGAGCUGAGCCGCAGGCUGGAUGAAGAGAAGACACGGGCACAGCAGGCGGAACACAGGAUUAAGGAGCUGGAGCGCAGCAUGGAGCUGAGCAGCAGCAGUUACCAGAGGCAGCUGGCUGCGGAGAGGAAGAAGACAAUCGGUGCCCAGGAAGAGAUCAGGACUCUGCAGGAGGAGCUGGAACGACUGACCAAUAAGCUCAAGGAGAAGGAGAGAGAACUAGACGCUAAGAACAUUUAUGCCAAUCGCAUGAUGAAACCUGAGAAACUGAGAAAAGAUGUCGACAGUGGCGCAAAGCGGAAAGUCCCCAGCAGGAGCAGCACCAAGGCCGUGCAGACCAAAGACAGAGCGUCUAGUCUGGAUUUCCCAACACCUCCCCCUGCCAUCUCUGAUGCCAAUGAAUGCAGUGAACAGGCACCCGAUGAAUACCUAUCACUCAAGGAGUUUGACAGAGUGGACAGACGGGCAGAGACAGAAGACCGGCAUCAAAAGUUGGAACAGCAGAAGAUGAGAGACAGAGGAAAAGAAGGGGAGAACGAGGAGAAGCGGAAAGUCAACCGGGAGCUCAAUGUGCUUGAGGAGAAGGCAAAGACACCAAGAGAUAGUUGGGAGAAGAAAAAAGAGCAAGACGACAGUAAGAGGACGACAGAAAGUUCCCUGUCAAACCAGGAGGAAGACAACAACAGGAAGCACAUCCAUGUCCAGGAAGAGGUGGAGAGGUGGAACCAUGGGGCUCUGGCCAAUCAGCAAGCAGCAGAGGAAGCGCAUCGCAAAAAACAACAGCUGCUGGCCAAGAUGCGUGAAAUAGACCGUCAGGAACACGGAGCCAAGGACCCCGUGUUUGAGUCUAGUCCUUCUGAGUUCAACCAGGCUCCCAGUAACCAGCCCUCUCCUCGUCUUCCUGAGCAGAGGAACCAAAACUCUCACAUUUUUAACCUCACAGAAUCGGAGGAGUUGGCCAGUCUGCGCGCUGGCGCCGGAAGUGGGGACGGCGUAAGGAGAAGAUCGGGCAUGCAGGGCGGAGCUGCGACAGCAGGCUUUGGGAAGAGAGAGCCUCGGACCCAAAUAUCCAAGGACGACUUGGCAUUCGGUAACUACGCGCCCUCUUUUGGACAUUCGGCCUCUCGCGGUUCCCUCGGCUUCCCUCCACCUCCGCCCAAAGAGGACAGGGAGUCCGCAUUGGAGGCCAUAGGUGUUUUUAGUCUUAGAGGGGUGGAGAAAGAGAAGGAGGCGGAAAGCGGAGCGGGCAAGGAGAAGAAGUCCAGCCUCAUGCAGCAGCUAUUUGGUGCCCUGGCAACACCUGUGGGUGACGGUGUGAGCGCCUCCAAUACAAUGGAGGUCCUCAAUAGUCCUCCAACUACCAAUGGAGUGCGUUCAAGACGGGAAGGACUGCUCAGCUUUCACUCGGGGUCUUCCACUCCUCCAUCAUCCUCCCUGAACACCCUACACGUCACAGAUGGCAGGCCUGCAAUUCGUGCCAUCGCCUCCUUCGAUGACGACAUAGAGGAACUUACUUUAUGAAUUUAAUCUAGAUUUGGAGGUAGUCCGUCUCCUAGCAGGCCAUCACUGAUGUCCAGCGGUCACAAAAUAAGAGAGAUUUGAGUGAUAAACAUGGUCUGUAAAUUCAAGUCUGAACAGCAUAUAUUUCUCAAUAAAAAUGUCAACAGAG